ACAUUAUCUGCACAGUUUUUUUUUUUGCAGGUUCCCAAGAGAACUUCCUCGAAUCUCCUCGUAUUUCAUUAUUUUCAUAUAUCUUUUGUUAGAAACUUUUCUUGGAGCUAGACUGAGACAAACAAAAAUUAGAGUUUCAAAUCUUAUAGAUUUUGGAUUGCCAUCUUAUCUAUCUUCCUCCUCAAAGUCAGAGUUUUAACGAUGAAGUAUUGAUUCAAUUCUUUCAUUAGAUAAAAUUGAAUUUCAAUGGAAACCUACUUGUAUCCUGUAAUGGCGGAUUGAAUCAUCUCCGAGCAAGUGUUUUGUGACAUGGUUACUGUUUCUAAGCUGUUGAACCUCACUAUACUUGUUCCCGAGCUUGACAACACAUCUUUCUUGGCUCAUCCAAGGUUUUGUGUGCUGUCACCAACUCUCUUUCAUGAAUCUUUUCUGAGAGAAGAGAAGCUCGAGCAUGGGGGCUCUUGCUCAGGUUGUUUCUUGGAUUCCCGAAGACGAUCUGCUUCUGAAGAACGCCAUAGAGGCUGGUGCAUCUUUGGAAGCACUUGCUAAAGGCGCUGUGCAGUUUUCUAGAAGAUUUUCUAUCAGAGAACUGCAAGAUCGAUGGCAUGCACUCCUAUACGAUCCAGUAGUUUCUGCAGAGGCAGCUAUUCGGAUGGCUGAGCUUGAACGUACUACUAACCCUCCUUUUCCCACAAAGUUUGCUAGAACUGGAUCGAAAGAAAACAAAGGCUUUUCUAGGAAGAGAAAGACUGAACAGCUCAGAAGCUCUUAUCAUUCCUUGCGGAAGAAAUUUCAGACUGAGUCGUUUAGUUCCUUGGAUCUAGGAUUCCUUGGCUCAGCAAAUGACAGCCAUUUCAUGGAUAAUAAUGGUGAUGCAACACAUCUUGGCCUCGAAGACUCUCACAUGGACAUUAUCCACAAUGCCUUCCCAGAUAUCUUGGCUGAUCAUGUUGUGUCAGAAGAUCAUUUACAGGGAGACAUCUCCUACGUAGGAGGAGAUCUCACCUUCACUGAACAAGCAGGUCCUUCGGACUGUGAUGCUGUUCAUCAAGAUUCCAAGCAGAAACUAGAGAUUCCUGCUAAUGAGCCGAAAGCCACUAUGGCUAGCACUGAUCGUUUCCUUGCACAGCUUUCAACUUCUCUUUUUGAAGAAGAAGAAACGCUCAUGGAAGUAGAUGGCAAAGAAGUUGACAAGUCGUAUUAUGAUGGUCUAAGCUCACUGUUGGUGAAUCCUAUAAAUGAUACAAAUAGCAGAGCUUUGCCUAUUAAUACCGGACAAGAUCCUUCCAGCUCACAAGCUCAUCCAGUAAAUAUUCAUGUGAUGCCUGACCUAUUUGGUACAAAUGCAGUGAGGUCAGUGGAGUGCAAACCUGUGUCUGACUCAGCUGCCCUUGAUCCUCAUCCUGAGGUUGUUGGUGGUGUAAUCUGCUGUUUAUUAAACCAAGAGGAUCCCGAUAUUCCAUGUAAUGAUGACAUUCUUCUCUCCAACACCUGCCAUCCAAUGUCAGUUUCUUCGUUAGCCCGGCGGAACUUUAAAGAUACAAAUAAUCCAGUAACUUCAUCUGCUAGAGAUCUCUCUGCCACUAGGGACGGACAUACACAAAAGAAAACACCAGGACGUUUGCAAGUGUCUUCUAAAGGAAAGCCAGAGAUUGGUCAAUCAAGUCAAGGUGAGUCAUAUAAGAUUGUUCCUUCUACUGGUUCUGCACAGGGAUGCUCAGACACUAUGGUUUCUGAUGGUGCUGGUGCAAAAGAUGGAAACAAAGAGAUGGCCGGUGGAAAACGAAUCGUCGGAUUUGAUGGACAUGGAAGCUACACCGAGAAGGAGAGUGGAGACAGUAAAGAGGAAAAAUGUGUAAUACCUAUAAAUGAAAUUGUACAAGCAAAAGAUGCUGUUGUUGGCUUGAUAGAGAUUCCAGACCCUGAGCUGGAGAUCACUCAAACAGAAGCAGGUGAUCAUGAUUUUGAGAGUGACGAGGACUUGCCGAACUAUUCUGACAUUGAGGCUAUGAUUCUUGACAUGGACUUGGAUCCUGAUGACCAAGAUAAUUUUGAUCUUGAAGUCUACAAGUAUCAGAGCCAAGAGAUGAAAAGAAGAAUUAUAAGACUUGAACAGGCUGCUUAUUCAUAUAUGCAAAGAGCCAUUGCUUCCCGGGGUGCAGUAGCUGUUUUAUAUGGUAGAUACUCAAAACACUACAUCAAGAAACCUGAGGUUUUGGUGGGUAGUUCAACAGAAGAUCUCGCGGUGGACAUUGAUCUGGGAAGAGAAAAGCGUGGCAGCAAAAUAUCUCGACGCCAGGCGAUCAUACGGUUGGGUGAUGAUGGGUCGUUUCAUAUAAAGAACCUGGGGAAGUAUUCAAUUUCAGUUAAUGAGAAGGAAGUAGAUCCAGGACAGAGUUUAGUCCUCAAAUCUGAUUGUCUGCUUGAGAUACGGAGAAUGCCUUUUAUAUUCGAUACAAACCAAAGCCGCAUGAAAGAGUACAUGAAGAGAACAGGGAAAGGGAACUGAGACCAGAACUAGAAUGAGUGUUCUUUCUGUAUUCUCUUUUGAAGAAGUUGAAUGAUGUCUCUCUUGUAGUCUUGUGUAAUGUUGUUGCCUUAACCACAGGAACAUGUUUUGUAGAUCUCUUAUUACAUCUUUUAGUUCCGCAACAUGCGUAGUUGACCCAGUUUUUAAUCUUUUAAGACCACUAGAAGGUUUUCCGGGCUACGCCCGGAUUACUUUCCUAUAAUGUCACUUAAUUGAACUUAA
Brassica napus (rape) is the source of this 2752-nucleotide messenger RNA. RefSeq lists its product as uncharacterized. Gene Ontology annotation, molecular function: protein binding; G-quadruplex RNA binding. Gene Ontology annotation, cellular component: Ino80 complex; MLL1 complex; NSL complex. The record is from RefSeq and is a predicted model, not a curated record. Lineage: Eukaryota; Viridiplantae; Streptophyta; Magnoliopsida; Brassicales; Brassicaceae. Gene Ontology annotation, biological process: positive regulation of transcription by RNA polymerase II. The transcript is spliced from 10 exons. Bases 452 to 2509 code for a protein of 685 amino acids.